AUUUUUCAUAAAAUAAGUCGUGACCCUCCUGGCAGGAAAUCCCCCGUGGCCGUGAAGAAGGAGGAGGAGAAGAAGCCGCACAUCAAGAAGCCUCUGAAUGCCUUCAUGCUGUACAUGAAGGAGAUGAGGGCCAAGGUGGUGGCCGAGUGCACGCUGAAGGAGAGCGCGGCCAUCAACCAGAUCCUGGGACGGAGGUGGCACUCGCUGUCCCGGGAGGAGCAGGCCAAGUACUACGAGCUGGCGCGGAAGGAGCGGCAGCUGCACUCGCAGCUCUACCCGACCUGGUCAGCAAGGGACAACUACGUACGUGUGACCCCCCCACUGACCUGGAGCUGCACCUGCCUGGAGUUAAUUUAUGAGGAGGAUCUGUCUGUGUUUUCCAGAUGCCCCGCCCCACAGAGAAAUGCUCCGCCCGAAUAUGCAAAUAUAAUACCGUCUUCGCUCCCUCCCCGCUCUCGCGAGAGCCGCGCCCGGAAGCGGUCGAGCCGGUGCUGA
Zonotrichia albicollis (white-throated sparrow) is the source of this 495-nucleotide messenger RNA. The record is from RefSeq and is a predicted model, not a curated record. NCBI's taxonomy places the organism in Eukaryota, Metazoa, Chordata, Aves, Passeriformes, Passerellidae.